AUGGACCAUGGAGACCGAGGGAUGGGCGUCUCCCACCUUCGCUAUGAGGAGGAGGAGGAGGACCAUCAGUCCAUCUACAUAGGUGUCCCAGUGCCUCGGGGGUAUCGACGCAAACGCAGGCGAAGGCGCUCUGGUCGUGAGGCGGCCGACAUGGACAGGCACCGACAAUACAGCGACCACCGACCCCAAGAGCACAACCGCUACGGAGACGUAGAGGAAGGACUCCUGGAUUCACAUGAGCAGAGUCUCCAAGACAUCAGCCGCACAGUUUCUGUUGCGCUGGAACAUUUUGAUUGGCUGCAUCAACCUCUAUCGGCCACCAACCAUAAUGCUAGUAUAAUAUAAUUUCAUUCCAUAGUGUCUCCUGCGGCAGAGCGGCUACGUUACAUCCUAAAUGAAGAGGAUGACAUGCCCACGCCGACACUCUUCACUGAGAUGGACACUCUACAGCGAGAAGGAGGCGAGCUGGAGUGGAAGGAGUCGGCCAGGUGGGUAAAGUUUGAAGAGAAGGUUGAAGAGGGAGGAGAAAGGUGGAGUAAGCCACACGUGUCCACGCUGUCCCUGCAUAGUCUGUUUGAGCUCAGGACGUGUCUCCAGACGGGAACCGUGCUGCUGGACCUCGAAGGCUACUCACUACCGCAGAUAAUUGAUGACAUCAUUGAGCGACAGAUAGAGGAAGGCAUGAUAUCUCCUGAACUAAGAGAGAAAAUCAGUUUUGUCCUGCUGAGGAAACAUCGACACCAGACCAAGAAGCCAAUCCACCGCUCGCUAGCCGACAUUGGCAAGUCCAGCUCCUCCUCCAAUCGUAAUGUAGGGCCCCGAGGUGGUCCGGGGACAGGUCCAGGGCCAAUAGCUAACUUUAAUCGAUCCACAGAGGACCUCCGAAUGAAACAGCAGUCUGCCAACUAUGGUCGCCUGCGUCACGCCCAGAGUAGGAGUAUGAAUGAUAUUGCAGAUACUCCCAGCACAGACCAGCUAAAAAAUAAAUUCAUGAAGAAAAUACCCAGAGAUGCAGAGGCAUCUAACGUCUUGGUGGGAGAAGUGGAUUUUCUGACCAAACCCUUUGUAGCCUUUGUCCGCCUGGCCCAGGCUACAACACUAGGAGGUCUCACCGAGGUCCCUGUUCCCACCAGAUUCUUGUUUAUUCUCUUGGGACCGCAAGGAAAAGCCAAGUCAUAUAAUGAGAUCGGCCGAGCCAUAGCAACCCUAAUGGUGGAUGACCUCUUCAGUGAUGUAGCUUACAAGGCCAGAGAUCGCGAGGACCUCAUCGCAGGCAUUGAUGAGUUUCUGGAUGAGGUGAUUGUGCUGCCGCCGGGAGAAUGGGAUCCCAAAAUUCGCAUUGAGCCGCCCAAGAAAGUUCCCUCAGCUGACAAAAGGAAGUCAGUGUUUUCCUUGAACGAGCUGGGGCAGGUGAACGGUACAGCUGGAGGAGGAGGAGGCCAGGCUGAGGACGAGGAGAUGCCACCUCAACAUGAGCUUGGCGAGGAGCUGGCAUUCACUGGACGCUUCUGUGGUGGUCUAUACCUGGACAUAAAGCGGAAAUUGCCAUGGCUGCCGAGUGAUAUCUAUGAGGGUUUCCACAUUCAGUCCAUCUCCGCAGUGCUCUUCAUCUACUUGGGCUGCAUCACCAACGCCAUCACCUUUGGUGGUCUGCUGGGAGAUGCUACCGACAACUACCAGGGUGUGAUGGAGAGUUUCCUGGGAACAGCCCUGGCUGGCUCUGUCUUCUGUCUCUUCAGCGGUCAGCCCCUCAUUAUACUCAGCUCCACUGGACCCAUCCUCAUCUUUGAAAAGCUCCUGUUUGAAUUCAGCAAGAACAAUGGCAUAGAUUAUAUGGAGCUGCGUCUGUGGAUCGGCAUGCACUCCUGCCUGCAGUGUUUCAUCCUGGUAGCUACAGAUGCCAGUUACAUCAUUAAAUACAUGACACGCUUCACCGAGGAGGGCUUCUCCAGCCUCAUCUCCUUCAUCUUCAUCUCUGAUGCCAUCAAGAAGAUGGUGGGCUCCUUUAAAUAUUACCCCAUCAACACCGACUUUAAGCCUGACUACGUCACCACCUACAAGUGCGAAUGCCUGGCUCCAGACCUGAGUGAGUUCACCCCUUGGCUCGGGGAGAUGCAGGGGUUGAAUGUGACAGGUUUGGACUGGAGCCAGCUGAGCAAGAAGGAGUGUCUCAAGUACGGAGGCUCGCUGGUGGGAAAGACCUGCAAGUUCGUCCCUGAUCUGGCCCUCAUGUCCUUCAUCCUCUUCUUCGGCACCUAUUCCAUGACUGUCACCCUCAAGAAGUUCAAGUUCAGUCGCUACUUCCCCACCAAGUUGAGGAAACUCAUCAGUGACUUCUCUAUCUUCAUGUCCAUCAUGACGUUCGUGGGGCUUGAUAUGUUGUUGGGACUCAAAACCCCGAAGCUAAUCGUCCCCACAGAAUUUAAGCCAACUCGGCCGGGUCGUGGCUGGCUGGUGAUGCCAUUCGGGAAGAACCCGUGGUGGAUUUACGUGGCCAGCUCUGUCCCUGCGCUGCUCGUCACUAUCCUCAUCUUCAUGGACCAGCAGAUCAGUGCCGUCAUUGUUAACCGCAAGGAGAAUAAACUCAAGAAAGGCUGCGGAUACCACCUGGAUCUGUUCUGGGUGGGCGUCCUGAUGGCCGUCUGCUCCUUCAUGGGCCUGCCCUGGUACGUUGCUGCCACCGUCAUCUCCAUCGCUCACAUCGACUCUCUGAAGAUGGAGAGUGAGUCGAGCGCUCCCGGAGAGCAGCCUCAGUUCCUCGGGGUCAGAGAACAAAGAAUGACAGGAAUUUUGGUGUUUGCCCUCACUGGAGUCUCCAUCUUCCUCGCUCCAGUAUUAAAGUACAUCCCCAUGCCUGUGCUGUAUGGUGUCUUCCUCUACAUGGGCGUAGCUUCCCUCAGUGGAAUCCAGUUCUGGGACAGGAUUAAGUUGUACAUGAUGCCGUCGAAGCACCAGCCCGACUUCGCUUACCUCCGUCAUGUUCCUCUGAGGAAGGUUCACCUGUUCACACUGGUCCAGAUCGCAUGCCUGGCUGUGCUCUGGACCCUCAAAUCCACCUUCUUGGCCAUUAUCUUCCCUAUUAUGAUUCUGGGUCUGAUGGUCGUCAGAAAGAUGCUGGACUUGGUCUUCUCCCAGCACGACCUGGCCUGGGUAGACGACCUCCUUCCUGGGAAAGAGAAGAAGAAGAAGAAGGAUGCCAAGAAGGAAGAGAAGAGGGAGGUGGUGAUAGAGGCUGAGAGGAAGAGGCAGGUGUUUCUCGACUGCCACUUCAAUGACAUCGGUCAUCACCUGGGCCAAAAGAAGACUGUCCACAGGAUCCAGAGCAAGUACUACUGGCUGGGGAUCAUCAAGGACGUGGUGGACUGGAUAAAAGUAUGCGAGACCUGUCAGCACACAGAGAGGAAUAAAAACCUGGCAAGGACUGUUCGCCCUAUAAAAGUGGACGCACCUUGGGAUAUUGUUGGGAUUGACAUAACAGGACCUUUCCCAGAGACACAGCAAGGCAACACCAGUGUCACAGUCCUCAUUGAUUAUUUUAGUAAAUGGCCAGAAGCGUUUCCAGUACAGAAGAGAGAUGCUCUCUCUGUUGCGAAAUGUAUCUCCAAAUGCAUAUACAGGUUUGGCGCCCCUAAAACAAUAGUGUGUACACAGAAUGCUGACUUCUGUCAUGAGGUGACGAAGCUGCUGGGCGACAGGUGGAGCAUUGUGCAGAAGGUGUCUCCUCUGGAUCAACCUCAGCUCAACCCGCUCCACGACUGCACGAGUCCUCUACUGAAGGAAGCCAUUCUGCAGAUGGUCACGGAGAAGCAGGCGGAGUGGGACGACUUCCUGGACCCUGUGCUGUUCCUCUUCAGGACGUCCACCAACCCUACGACCAAGUUCAGCCCGUACUCCCUCAUGUUUAACAGGAAAGCUAAUUUACCAAACGAGACGACUUUGAGCCUGCUCAACUAUGACGACCAAGAGCAGGAUAUGUAUUCCACAAAGGAGAAGGCCUCGGCGUAUAUGACCGUAAUGCAGGAGCAGCAGAACUCUGUGAAGCAGCUGGUGAUGGCCAAUAUGAACGCUGCCUACAAACAAGAGAAGAAGAAGAAGAACACCAAGCGGAGAACACAUAACAUGCGCUCAAUGACUUUUAAAAUCGCAGAUCCUCUUUUCUGUGCCGGAGACUCGUCUCCCUCCCCGAAAAAACUGAAAGACGGUAUAUAUUUAUCUUUCCCUGUGGAGACGGUGCUGGCCACCGAGCAAAGCAGCUCAGAGGACAUGAAGACGGAGUUGGAAUAUCACUUAGCCGAGUCUGACGUCCACUGAGGACGACCGGGAAGAAAAUCGUAGA
This is a messenger RNA of Cyclopterus lumpus (lumpfish), 4336 nucleotides long. RefSeq names its product solute carrier family 4 member 5a (gene slc4a5a). Gene Ontology annotation, biological process: transmembrane transport; monoatomic anion transport; DNA integration. Lineage: Eukaryota; Metazoa; Chordata; Actinopteri; Perciformes; Cyclopteridae. Gene Ontology annotation, molecular function: solute:inorganic anion antiporter activity; monoatomic anion transmembrane transporter activity; nucleic acid binding. The record is from RefSeq and is a predicted model, not a curated record. Gene Ontology annotation, cellular component: plasma membrane. The transcript is spliced from 30 exons.